AUGGCAGACUUAAAGAAUAGACUGCUGAAGGUGGCAGAAAUUUCCGCAAAGAUUUUUGACCUAAAUUUUAAUCCAACUAACGCUAGAACUGGUUCACGAAUUCUCGCUAAGAGAUUGAAGGGUCCUACGAUUGCAGGGUACUAUGGUGAUCCAGAUUUCCUGAAAUUCAAGCACUUAAAGACUUUAUACCCAGAUUUCCAGUUUGGAGACCAGAAGGAAGAGUAUAGACUUUCGAUGAUCGAGGCAAGGAAACGUCGUGGUAAAGGUGCUCCCAAGAAGAAGAAGGAGGCUAGCACCGGUGGAAAGACUAAGAAGAGGAAAUAA
This is a messenger RNA of Torulaspora delbrueckii, 324 nucleotides long. RefSeq names its product mitochondrial 37S ribosomal protein mS33 (gene RSM27). NCBI's taxonomy places the organism in Eukaryota, Fungi, Ascomycota, Saccharomycetes, Saccharomycetales, Saccharomycetaceae. Gene Ontology annotation, cellular component: mitochondrion. The record is from RefSeq and is a predicted model, not a curated record. Bases 1 to 324 code for a protein of 107 amino acids. The transcript has a single exon.